AUGGAUUUGAGUGGGCAAAAUUACUAUCCUGAUGAGGAUGAAGUCAUUGAAUAUGUUCCAAAGCUAAGUAAGCUCUAAGAAGAGUAUAUGGAAAAAGCAAAGAUUAGACAAAAAGAGGGUAUUGUAAAACCAUAGGUGGUUGCUGGAAGAGAAUUUAAAGGAACUGCUUUCAUCUCAAAGCCAGAUAAAAUUAUCUUUAAAGACUUCUUUUAAAUUCAAUACACACCAACAGGAAGAAUGUCAGCAGGUCUCUCAACUACUAUAACAAUUACAUUUACACCCUAGCUAAAUCAAGAUAUUUUUGGAGUUUUCCCAAUCUUAUCAGAGACUGGUUAAAUUGAUAUUCCCUUAGAAUGCACCUGCAAAAAGGCUUUACUCUCAGUGGAAGAUCCUUUGAUUGACUUUGGUCCUGUUAUCUAUGGAGAAUAAUGCACAAAAACUCUUAAAAUUAAGAAUGAUGGUGCACUACCUACUAAGAUUUACAUAAAAACGAAUGAUGGUCAGUCAAUACCAUUCGUGAAUUAAGAUGAAUUGAAUAAGAAACUUGAAGAGCAAAACUAAAUUCUCCAAGAAUAAGAGUAAGCAGCUAAUUAAGAUCUUCUCGAAGAUCCAUCCCAAGAAUAGAAUAAUGCAGAUGUUGCAGCUCAAGAUGAUAAUGUGUUCCAAGAAGAGGAAAAAGCUGAGAAAGUGAAAAAGGAAGAAAUCUAAAGUGAGCUCAAAGGAGAUCCUUUUGAACAGUUCCUAGCCCAAGUCUAAUUUAAAAGAACAUCAGAGAUUGAGGGUUACUCUAAUAUAAAGAUAACAUUUACUUUUGUUCCAUUAAAGCUUGGAAUGAUCAAUCAGGAUUUUACUAUUUUCUUUGAGAAUCAAGAUUAUACUAGGCCUAUCCCAUUUGCCAUUAAAGGAGAGUGCGUUGAUGUUCCUAUUUAUGUUGAAAGAAUUGAGUACAAUUUGAAUAUUUUGGUAUACGAGCAAUUUUACAGAGAAAAAAUUAUCCUUUUCAAUAGAAGUGCUUAACCCAUGAAAAUUUAACUUUACUUCCCUAAGUCAUUCAAGCCAUAUCUUGAGUUCAAUCCAACUCUUGGCUAUGUUUAAGGAAGAGGAUCAUUUGAAAUAUGGUUUAAAUUCAGGCCAGAUAGAAGUAUUUUAACUAGCUGUCAAAGGUAUCUCAUAAAGUAAGAUGAUGAGAGACCACCUAAAGAUGAAUAUGAAGAGUUCACAAUGAGAAUACCUAUCAAGGUAACUGGAGCUAAUUAGGUUUUGCCAGUUAAGUUUAGUAUCUUAUCAGUUUUCACUGUAAAUGCUGUCACAUUCAAUCCUCCAGCAGUUGAUUUCGGUAACGUAUUUCACAAGAGUGCUUCUAGAGUUUAAAUUGUAAUGGAAAAUCAUUCUUUGCUUCCACAGUAGUUCUCAUUUGUAAGACUACCAAGAGAAAUCUCAGUUGCAACUGACAAUGGAACUGGUUUCAUUUUGCCAUCUGAAAAGUAUAAUAUUCAAUUUGAGUAUAGACCAAGUUAACAAGCAUGCUUUGAAGAAUCUAAUAUAUUCUGCAGAUUUAUCACUGGAUCAAUUUGUGCAAGAGAAGUAAGAAUCAGUUAUACUGCUAAUGUAUCAAAAUGCCCUCUCUAGGCUGAUAAAUCUAAAAUAGAAUUCUAAGCUCUUCCUGAUAACGAAACAAAAGAGGUGGUCCUUGAAAUUAAGAACACAUCUCAAAAGAACUUGAUCAUGGAAGUUGUCCCUCCUAAUUUCUAAGUCUCAGGUUUACUCAUUAAUCCCCUAGUAGUUCCUCUCUAAGGUGGAAGAUCAACACUUCUUUCCAUUAAAUACAAUUCUAAGUUUAGAGAUUUCAGUGCUUAGGCACUUGAGGAUAUGAAUAAACCUAAAACUAUUGAUGGUUAAGAGAGUCUACCCAAAGGUUUAGUAGCAAGAAAUAGAAAAUUAGCUGAAAGACUUGAAAAGAAAAUGAAGGAAAAGGUUGAUACCUAAAUAAAUGAUCCAAAAAAGAAGGGCUAGCCUCCAGCUCCAGUAAAAAAAGAAGAGGCGAAAAAAGAUGCCAUUCCAAUUCCUAAAGGAAAAACAGCGCAACAAGUAUAAUAAGAAAUGGAAGCUGAAGAAGAAAGGAAAAGAAAGGAGCUAGAAGAAAUUGAGAGAUAGUUGAUGCUAGAAAAGGAGAGGAAUUUUGACAAAGAGGGUGAACUUAGAAAACUAGGAGGAAGAGUUUAUGAUUUCUUCCCAGAUGAUGAGAUAAAGAGAAGCUAGCACUAUGAUUGGCUUGUACCAAUAUAUUACAAAUAACCAGAGAAAGAUGAUAUGGAGGUUAAAGUUUUGUACCUUGAAGCAAGAACUUGCACCGUUAAGAGGACUUUAGUUCCAAAUAUUGAAACCAUGGAAUUCGGUGAAAUACCUGUAGCUUUCAGAAAAACUUAAGAAAUCCUUUUGAAAAAUGUGGGUUACCAUGAUGAAACCUUAAGAAUGGAACCUUUAACACCCUUUGGAGGAUUUUCUGUGUUAAACGCUUUAAGAACAGUAAAGCCAGGAGAAACAAAGGCCAUCGUUAUUUAGUUUGAACCAUUUAAUCAAUAAAUUUAUGAGGAAAAGCUGAUGAUCUACUCUAAUCACACUGUUGUAUCAGUGACUUUGAAGGGUACAGGAGUAAGGCCUGAAGUUUCCAUUUCCCUUGAUGAUGGAUUGAUGUCGUUUGGAAAUGUUAUAGUAAAUGAGAUGGUAGAGAAAGCUUUUAGUAUUAAGAAUGUGUCAUCAUUUCCAGUUAACUUUGAGCUGAUUUCAAAGGUUAGUGGAGUUGAGAAUAAAUCUCAUCUAAAACCAUUUACUUUGAUCCCUGCUUAAGGAACUAUCAAGCCAAACUCUGAUUAUCCUGUGAAAAUCUAAUUCUAGCCUGACCAUCCUAGCAACUACUAUUUCGAUGUACUUUUAGUCGAUAUACCAAAUUAAGUAUAAGCUAAGAAUGUUUUCUUAAGAGGAUGGUGCUAUAAUAGAUAGGCGUUUGUUAGAGAGCACGAGCCUUUUGAAUGGAAGCCAUUUGAUAAAUUGAAGAAAAGAUAUGAAGAUCCUCUUAAGAUUCUUAAUAACGCUCAACCUUCAAUAGGAACAAAGCCUAGAAUAACUUUGGAAUACUUGAGAGAUGAAGAUAUUGAUAGUCUUGGAACAGAUGCAUCAGCAUAUGAAAGAGAGAAAAAUAAGAUCAGAAAAAUUUUGAUUGGAAAUUGCAGGAUGAUGGAUAACAAAAUGGAAAAGAAUGCUGCAUUUGAAAUAACCCCUGCUAAAGAUGACAAGUUCUUUGAGUGUGAUAAUCUAAAGGGAAAUGUAAAUGGUGGAUAGGAAAUAGUUGUAAAGUUUACAUUUAAUCAUCCAAAGAGUGAUCCUAUGCUAAAAGGAAUAACUGCAUUAAGAGGAAUUGGUCAAUGGGUUGAAAGCUUAUGGGAAUUAAAAUUAAUUGGAGGUUAUGUAGAGCCAGGUCAACCAGAUACUAUUCUUGUAGAGAUCUUACUAAGAGCAUAUGUUGAGCAAAUUUGA
This is a messenger RNA of Stylonychia lemnae, 3534 nucleotides long. The record is from the annotation of a GenBank genome assembly. NCBI's taxonomy places the organism in Eukaryota, Ciliophora, Spirotrichea, Sporadotrichida, Oxytrichidae.